ACAGAAUGGCGGGCUUACUACCUCUCCUCAUAGCGUCCCUCGCCAUGUGUUCGGCUGACAACCCUCUCUCAGGGCUGAAGCAAGCCCUCCCCUCCAUCCCCUCAGUGUCAUCUGUAGGCGACGCAGUGACAGAGAACGUUUCGGACGCGGCCGACAGCUUCGGAAGGAGCGUGCAGAAAGAGAUAGCUGCAGUUAAACAGCCUAUAGAAGAAACUAUUGCCUUCAUCGGGUCUAGCCAAUGUACACAUGUGAAGAAGAUCUUCGGAGUAGCGUACGAAAGCUACGAGGGAGAGGAGGAGCCCAAACUAGACAAACUGACUCUAGAGUACAGGGAUUCCGGCAUGCGCACGAUAUACAACAUCAACAGAGCGGCUGCGCGCAUUCCUGAGGCCCAUGACUUCAACCCCGCGCAGAAACUAUACAUCUUCAUCCAUGGAUUCACUGAUGACCCGAGCAAAGGAAGUUACAGUGCUAUUAGCGAAGCGUUGUUGAACCAAGGUGAAUCCAACGUUCUGGCCCUGGACGCCAGCCCUCUGAUUAAAUGGCUGUACCUGCGCUCCUCGACCUACGUGCGGUUUAUAGGAGAGAGGCUGGGGGAAGUGCUCGCCGCUAUGGUCAACAAGGGCCACAGCCCCGCCGGCAUCUACAUCAUCGGACAUAGCUUAGGGGCACACAUCUCCGGCUUCACCGGCAAGACCUUCACCAACCUAACCGGCCACCAGGUGGGCCGCAUCACCGGGCUCGACCCGGCCGGGCCGUGCUUCAGCCACGUGGAACCCGAGCUGAGGCUCAAAGCCACGGAUGCCGAGUUUGUGGAUGUUAUACAUACGGAUGGGGGUGUUUAUGGAUUGAAGGAUCCUGUUGGACAAGUGGACUACUAUCCAAAUAGCGGCAAACAGCAGCCCAACUGCCUGUUUCAGACGUGUAGCCACAGCCGCUCUUGGGCGUUAUUCGCGGAGUCUGUGAAGACCCCUGACGCGUUCCCUGCGGUGAGGUGCAAGGAUUAUGACGCGUUCAAGAAGGGCCAGUGCGACAGUGAUGUCAGCCACAUGGGUUUCGGCUCGAAGCCUGGCACGACCGGCCGCUACUACCUGCAGACCGGCGAAGACAGCCCGUACGGGCUCAGCAAGCAGGGCUUGACGUGGGAAAACAACGAGGGGAUUGUGAGAAACAUCGGCUCGAAAGUGUCCAACUUGUUCGGUUAAAUGUUAGACGAUUGGAUACGAGCAUAAGCAUCCACUUUUCUAUACAACUAU
This is a messenger RNA of Cydia strobilella, 1256 nucleotides long. RefSeq names its product phospholipase A1-like. NCBI's taxonomy places the organism in Eukaryota, Metazoa, Arthropoda, Insecta, Lepidoptera, Tortricidae. Bases 6 to 1205 code for a protein of 399 amino acids. Gene Ontology annotation, molecular function: lipase activity. Gene Ontology annotation, biological process: lipid catabolic process. The record is from RefSeq and is a predicted model, not a curated record. The transcript has 7 exons.